Molecule: messenger RNA, 1941 nt
Organism: Salvia splendens (bonfire salvia)
Lineage: Eukaryota; Viridiplantae; Streptophyta; Magnoliopsida; Lamiales; Lamiaceae
Product: biotin carboxylase 2, chloroplastic-like
Molecular function (GO): ligase activity; ATP binding; metal ion binding
Source: RefSeq, a predicted model, not a curated record
AAGAUUGCAUUUUGGGGGCGCAUUACUGAGUCUGGUUUCUUGAUCGAAAAUGGACUCUGCCACUAUGAAUUUUUGCAGUAGCUCCGUUCGCUCACAUCCUGGUUUAUUCGUGGGGAGGACAGCAGGAAUUAGGAGCUCGCAAUGUAGCUUUAUGUUGGGAAGUAGGAUUCACUUCCCUAGGCAGAGGAUUCAGGCUUCACAAGUUGGUCAUAAAUCUGGGAAACGUGGGGGUGCUCUUACUGUUACGUGCCGUGAUGACAAAAUUUUGAUUGCCAAUAGAGGAGAGAUUGCAGUUCGCGUGAUCCGGACUGCCCAUGAGAUGGGGAUCCCUUGUGUUGCAGUUUACUCAACAAUAGAUAAAAAUGCUCUUCAUGUAAAACUAGCUGAUGAAGCCGUUUGCAUUGGAGAAGCACCAAGCAGUCAAUCUUACCUGGUGAUUCCCAAUGUCCUAUCUGCUGCCAUCAGCCGUGGAUGUACCAUGCUGCACCCUGGAUAUGGUUUCCUUUCCGAGAAUGCUGUUUUUGUUGAGAUGUGCAGAGAGCAUGGAAUCAACUUUAUAGGACCAAAUCCUGAUAGCAUUAGGGUCAUGGGUGACAAGUCAACUGCUAGAGAAACAAUGAAAAAUGCUGGAGUACCAACUGUCCCUGGAAGUGAUGGAUUGCUGCAGACUACUGAAGAAGCAAUCAAACUUGCAGAUAAGAUUGGUUACCCUGUCAUGAUUAAGGCAACAGCUGGUGGAGGAGGACGAGGAAUGCGACUUGCUAAAGAACCCGAUGAGUUUGUGAAGUUGUUGCAGCAAGCUAAGAGUGAAGCUGCAGCUGCAUUUGGUAAUGAUGGUGUUUACCUGGAGAAGUAUAUCCAGAAUCCGAGACAUAUUGAAUUUCAGGUUUUGGCUGACAAAUUUGGUAAUGUUGUGCACUUUGGGGAGCGUGAUUGUAGCAUCCAGAGAAGAAACCAAAAGUUGCUAGAAGAAGCACCUUCUCCUGCAUUAACACCUGAGUUGCGGAAGGCUAUGGGUGAUGCAGCAGUUGCAGCAGCAGCAUCAAUUGGUUACAUAGGUGUUGGUACAGUUGAGUUCCUUUUGGAUGAAAGAGGGUCCUUUUACUUCAUGGAGAUGAACACCAGGAUCCAGGUUGAGCAUCCAGUUACUGAGAUGAUAUCCUCAGUUGACCUGAUUGAGGAACAGAUCAUAGUGGCUAGAGGCGAGAAACUCCGUUACACACAGGACGAUAUUGUGCUUAAAGGACAUUCAAUUGAAUGCCGUAUUAAUGCAGAAGAUGCUUUCAAAAAUUUCAGACCUGGACCAGGGAGAAUUACAGCAUACCUUCCAGCUGGAGGCCCAUUUGUGCGCAUGGAUAGCCAUGUUUAUUCAGAUUAUGUGGUUCCACCCAGCUACGAUUCCCUGCUUGGAAAGCUUAUUGUUUGGGCUCCGACAAGAGAAAGGGCAAUCCAGCGUAUGAAGAGGGCCCUUAAUGAUACCACCAUUACAGGGGUCCCAACAACAAUUGAAUACCACAAACUUAUCCUGGAAAUCGAGGAUUUCAAAAAUGGAAAAGUGGAUACCGCUUUUAUUCCAAAACAUGAGCAAGAGCUCGCUGAGCCUCAGCCAACGGAACCAACAGAAGCUCAGAAAGAGCUGGCUAGAGCUUCCGCUUAAGCUAGUCUCACGUCGCGAUCAAUGGAGGCAAGCUUUUGGCUUCACUUGUUUAUUUGAUACAACUUGUUUUCCACAUUUUUCACUUGUCAAAUGGGCUUCCGAUGUAACGUAGAUGAGAACUGUUCUUGGUUUGGGGUAAAAAAUUAUUUUCAGUUUUUUCACUAUCAUAAAUGGGUAAAAUAAAUGUGGGAUUUUCACCAGUUUUUUGUAAUUACCUUUAGAUUGAGUUAUUUUUGAGAAAAAUAAUAUGGUAAAUGUUAAGAAAAAAAUACUACUAGUAUUUA